AUGAUGGCUCUUCCUAUGUCUCAUCCUGAUUUCUGGACCAGAGCGCUGCAAUUCACUCCGACUAUUCACCGCGACGUCUAUCCCGCCUUGGACCCAGAGUCCCAGAAGUUACAAGGCAUUGCGAAAGGAAAGGUUGUGCUUGUGACGGGUGCUGGGUCAGGCUUUGGGAAGGGUGCCGUUUUGCAGUGGGCGAAGGCCGGAGUCGCAGGCCUCAUCCUUGCUGGCCGCCGCAAGAGUGAACUGGACAGGACAGCCCAUGAAGUGAGAGAGAUCGCUCCUGGUGUGGAUGUUCUUGCCGUGUCUGCGGAUGUUGCCUCUGAGGAGGACGUUCGAUGCUUAUUCGACUGUGCGUUUGAUCAUUUCCUCAAGGUCGACGUCGUGGUGCAUGCAGCUGGCGUGCUUGGGCCUGUCACCAACAUUGGCGAGAGCCCGGUGAAAGACUGGUGGAAGGCAUUUGAAAUCAAUGCAAAAGGCGCAUAUCUUGUGGCUCGAGAGUUUGUGUCGAGGACAAGCCAGCAAACCGCUACCUUCAUAAACACAGGCACAGCAGCAUCAUACUUCGCAAGCCCAGGCCAGUCAGCCUACAUCAUGUCCAAGCUCGCGGUGAAUAUGCUUCUCGACCAGCUCCAUGCCGGUAGGUGGCGUCUACCAUGUCCAUCACUCCAUCUCACUAAUCCUCCCCACGAAUAUGCCAACGUUAGAGUCUACAAUGUGCAUCCUGGUAUGGCCAAAAGCAGUGUUUUACGGCCCGAACUCGAGAUUUAUGCCAGAGAUACACCGGCGUUAUUCGGUUCGCUGACAGUCUACCUCACUGGAGACACGGCCGACUUUCUUAGAGGGCGGUUCAUCGUAGCCAACUGGGACGUCGAUGACUUGGAGCGCCACAAGGAUGAGAUUGUUGCCGACGGUCUGCUGAAAAGUCAACCGUUCAAGGGCAAUAUUGGGAAUGGCGGACAUUUCUCGUCCUGA
Messenger RNA from Fonsecaea multimorphosa CBS 102226, 969 nucleotides. RefSeq lists its product as uncharacterized. Gene Ontology annotation, cellular component: cytosol. NCBI's taxonomy places the organism in Eukaryota, Fungi, Ascomycota, Eurotiomycetes, Chaetothyriales, Herpotrichiellaceae. The record is from RefSeq and is a predicted model, not a curated record. Gene Ontology annotation, molecular function: oxidoreductase activity. The coding region runs from base 1 to 969 and encodes 322 amino acids. The transcript is spliced from 4 exons.